Messenger RNA from Cynara cardunculus var. scolymus (artichoke), 2980 nucleotides. Its product is annotated as elongator complex protein 2. NCBI's taxonomy places the organism in Eukaryota, Viridiplantae, Streptophyta, Magnoliopsida, Asterales, Asteraceae. Gene Ontology annotation, cellular component: elongator holoenzyme complex. Gene Ontology annotation, biological process: tRNA wobble uridine modification. The transcript is spliced from 11 exons. Gene Ontology annotation, molecular function: protein binding. Bases 259 to 2748 code for a protein of 829 amino acids. The record is from RefSeq and is a predicted model, not a curated record.
UAAAACCAUCCAUUCGCCGUCGACUUGCUCUGUUCGCCGGCGGUUUCCGUCUCAGCCUCAGUCACCCUCUUAGUCUCUCACCUCUCAGUAACAGCAACAGUAACAGUGUUCAACCAACUUACACGAUUAUGCCUCUCAAGAGACUUGGACGCACAACCUAAAAUUUAGAGACUUGACAGAUACCAUUUAACAGGACCACUCUGAACUACAACUUUGGCACCAUCCCUGCACUCAAGCACUCAGAUUUCUUCUUCAGCCAUGGUUAAAAAUGGAGCUGUGGACGUUGAGAGAGUGUUCAUAGGAGGUGGAUGCAACCGAGUCGUUAACAAUGUUUCCUGGGGUGCCUGCGGUUUGAUUUCUUUUGGCUCCCAAAAUGCCGUCUCUAUAUUUUGCCCUCAGACUGCAAAGAUAUUGACUACGCUACCAGGUCAUAAGGCUUCCGUGAACUGUACGCAUUGGCUUCCCAGCAGCAAGUUUGCAUUCAAGGCUGCGGCAUGGGAGAAGCACUAUUUACUCUCUGGAGAUGCUGAAGGAGUCAUUAUUCUAUGGGAGUUAUCUCUUGCAGAAAAUAAGUGGAGAUAUGUAUCACAACUGCUACAAUCACACAAGAAAGGCAUUACCUGCAUUACUGCAAUUGUGGUGUCUCAAACUGAAGCAAUAUUUGCAUCUACGUCUUCUGAUUGUGUGGUUAACGUUUGGAAAACAGCCCUACCUGCUUUUGGAGGUGACUGUACAAUUACAUGCUUGGAUUCCCUCUCCGUCAGUUUGAAACCAUUGGUUACACUUUCACUAGCAGAAUUGCCAGGAAGUACCACACACCUUAUCCUGGCAAUGGGGGGACUUGACAACAAGAUUCAUUUAUAUUGCGGCGAGAAGACAGGACAAUUUGUUCGUGCUUGUGAGUUAAAAGGGCAUACAGAUUGGAUCCGAAGUUUGGAUUUCUCAUUACCUGUGGAUGGAGAAACAUAUAGCCUUCUCCUUGUUAGUUCUUCUCAAGAUAGAGGUAUACACAUAUGGAGAAUGGCUUUAUGUGAUUCUGUGGGUAAUUUUGACAAAAAGAAAGCAGAGAACAGCUUGGCUUAUUACAUAAAGGGGCCUGUAUUUCUAGCUGGCUCUUUUUCGUAUCAAGUAUCUUUAGAAUCCCUUCUUAUCGGUCACGAGGAUUGGGUAUAUUCAGUGGAGUGGCAGCCUUCUUCGUUAGUGGACAACAGUUCAUACCAACCCCAAAGCAUCUUAUCUGCAUCUAUGGACAAAACCAUGAUGAUAUGGCAACCUGAGAGAACAACAGGUAUUUGGGUGAAUGUAGUUACUGUUGGAGAGCUAAGUCAUUCUGCUUUGGGGUUCUAUGGUGGGCACUGGAGUUCAAAUGGUGAUUCUAUAUUAGCCCAUGGUUAUGGUGGAGCUUUCCAUCUCUGGAAAAAUGAGUUUGAUAACUGGAAACCGCAAAAAGUUCCAUCUGGGCAUUUUGCUGCAGUGACAGAUAUUGCUUGGGGUAGAUCUGGUGAAUACUUGAUGUCAGUCAGCCAUGAUCAGACAACUAGAAUAUUUGCUUCAUGGCUUAAUGAGGCAAACUCAAACGGGGACGAAACCUGGCAUGAAAUUGCUCGCCCUCAAGUUCAUGGUCAUGAUAUCAACUGCUUAGCUAUCAUUCAAGGAAAAGGGAACCACAGAGUUGUAAGCGGAGCCGAGGAGAAAGUUGCUAGAGUUUUUGAAGCCCCAUUAUCGUUCUUGAAAACAUUAAAUCAUGCCACUUCACAGUUACAUGAUCCCUCUGAUGACCUGCAAGUUGAUGUUCAGGUAUUAGGUGCAAAUAUGUCCGCUCUUGGUCUAUCUCAGAAACCUAUUUAUGUUCAAGCUUCAAGUGAAACAACAGACCGAAGUGGUAGUGAAGGUUUUGACACGCUCGAGACUAUCCCAGAUGCAGUUCCAUCAGUUUUGACUGAACCACCAAUCGAGGAACAACUGGCAUGGCACACACUAUGGCCCGAGUCGCACAAACUUUAUGGUCAUGGGAAUGAAUUAUUUUCGCUAUGUUGUGAUCAUGGAGGGAAGCUUGUUGCCUCGUCUUGUAAGGCCCAAUCAGCAUCAGUGGCGGAAAUAUGGCUAUGGGAGGUUGGUACUUGGAAGGCAGUUGGUCGAUUGCAGUCUCAUAGCUUAACAGUGACUCAAAUGGAAUUCUCUCACGAUGACAAAUAUCUUUUGGCCGUCUCAAGGGAUCGCCAGUUGUCACUCUUUUCUAUAGAUAGAACAGAUGGCACAGAUCAGAUCAGUUAUCAGCUUCUAACUCGGCAAGAGGCACACAAAAGAAUAGUAUGGGCAUGUUCGUGGAACCCGUUUGGUUACCAAUUCGCCACAGGUUCAAGGGACAAGACCGUGAAGAUCUGGGGUGUGCAGAACGAUCAAAGUGUGCAACAACUUGCGACUCUUCCCACUUUUAAAAGCAGUGUGACCGCUCUAUCUUGGAUUGGCCUCCAGCAACAGAAUAACGAUGGUGUUGUUGCCAUUGGAAUGGAAAAUGGUCUGAUUGAGCUAUGGAGUAUUUCUCUUAGAAAAAGCGAUCACGAUUCAAGUUUCUUGGUUUCAAUUGCCUCUCUGGUCAUCCAACUUGAUCCGUUUAUGUGCCAUGUUUCAUCAGUGAAUCGUUUAGCAUGGAGAAACUUGGAGAAAAAUGAUGAUUCCGACGGCAUGCAGCUCGCAUCAUGUGGAGCCGAUCAUUGUGUCAGAAUUUUCAAGGUACGUUUGGUUUAAUUUGACAAUUUAUAUAUUAUCAUACACGGGCCGAGUGUUUGCAACCGAAAGGCCAUGAGUCGAGGACCCAUAUGAUCUCGUAAGAUGGAGGAAGUCGAUUAUUUUCUCUUAUGUGGCUCAUGGUUUGAUUUUUGAGGGUCAAACAAAUCUGAUUUUGAUUACUUCUAGUUUAAUUGUUGUUAGAGGAUCUUGUUUAUAGUAUUUGUUUUAAGUUUACAUUAUUGAGUGUAUC